AUGUCCUCUUCCGCCGCCAGUAAGAAACCACUGAUUAUCUUUUGCCACGGAUCCGGCGACACGGGUGCAGGUGCCCAAGCAUGGAUUGAAUCCUUGGUUCCACCCCAAGUCUAUCGUCAAUGGGACUGGAUCUUUCCGACGGCCCAGCCCAUUCCCUAUAAACUCAAUGGAGGCAUGGUGACCAGUGUCUG
Seminavis robusta is the source of this 191-nucleotide messenger RNA. The record is from the annotation of a GenBank genome assembly. NCBI's taxonomy places the organism in Eukaryota, Bacillariophyta, Bacillariophyceae, Naviculales, Naviculaceae.